AAGCCCCACAAAAAACUUUAAGCAAUAGUUAAUCUGUCGCUACAAUACACAAUUGGCGACUACGAAGCUGCCCAACGGCAUCGAAUUUCACCCAAGAGGAUUGGAAACUGAGAGUUAUCAGAAAUAUAUAGAAUAAACAAUCACCGCAAGACAGUGACCAACGACAGCGCCACAGAGGGGAUAGCGGACUACGCAAUAAACGAGAUAACGACCUUCCACCGCUCGUCGCUCCCCUCUUCCUGCUCACGUUCUACCCUCCCUCGGACAGUGCUUGCCACUUGCUGCUACUGCAGCGACAGCUUAGUGCGUCUCCGUCUAGUGGCUUGGUAACUCAAUUCGAGUGGCCGCCGCAGUGACGCGACAGCGAAAUGCCCCAGACGAGGGCUGCGGCCGCUGAGGCAGCGGCGGCGGGCACCGUCAAUGGCCAGCCGCUAGUGAAAAUCGGGCAUUAUCUGUUGGGCGCCACGCUCGGUACGGGCACCUUUGGUAAGGUAAAGAUCGGUGAGCAUCAGAUUACGCGCGUCAAGGUCGCCGUCAAGAUUCUUAACAGGCAGAAGAUCAAGAGCCUAGAUGUGGUGGGUAAGAUUCGGCGAGAGAUCCAGAAUCUGAAGCUCUUCCGGCAUCCGCACAUCAUUAAGCUUUAUCAGGUGAUCUCCACCCCAUCGGACAUCUUCAUGAUCAUGGAGUACGUGAGCGGCGGCGAACUGUUCGACUACAUCGUGAAACACGGCAAGCUGCAGGAGCAUCAGGCGCGCCGCUUCUUCCAGCAGAUCAUCUCGGGCGUGGAUUACUGUCACCGGCACAUGAUUGUGCACCGCGACCUGAAGCCGGAGAACCUCCUGCUCGACCACAACAUGCACGUGAAGAUCGCUGACUUUGGGCUAUCGAACAUGAUGCUGGACGGAGAGUUCCUGCGCACCUCGUGCGGCUCUCCCAACUAUGCGGCGCCCGAGGUCAUUUCGGGCAAGUUGUAUGCCGGUCCCGAGGUGGACAUCUGGUCGUGCGGCGUCAUUCUGUACGCCCUGCUCUGCGGCACGCUGCCCUUCGACGACGAGCACGUGCCGACGCUCUUCCGAAAGAUCAAAUCGGGCAUCUUCCCCAUACCGGAGUACCUCAACAAGCAGGUGGUCAAUCUGGUGUGCCAGAUGUUGCAGGUGGAUCCCCUCAAGCGGGCUAACAUCGAGGAGAUCAAGAAGCACGAGUGGUUCCAAAAGGAGCUGCCCGCCUACCUCUUCCCCUCGUCGAUUGAGCAAGACUCGAAUGUCAUUGACACCUAUGCCGUGGCCGAGGUCUGCACCAAGUUCGGGGUCAAGGAGCUCGAGGUGCACAACUCGCUGCUCAGCGGCGAUCCACACGACCAGCUGGCCAUCGCGUACCACCUGAUCAUCGACAACAAGCGCUUCGCUGACGACGCCGCCAACCAGAUCAACGAGAUCAAUAACUUCUUUGUGGCCGGGUCCCCGCCGCCGCCGCCAAUCGCCACCCAUGCAUCGCACGAGACCCCAGGACAAGCCUCCGGCCAGACGCCUCUGGCCACGGUAACUGUGGGCGGCGGAACGGCCGCCAGUUCGGGCAGCGCCACGCCUGUGCCACCCGGAGUGGCGCCGCCGAGCAGCAGCGUUCUGGCCGCCAUACGACCGCAUCCGGAGAGAAUCGCACCGAUGCGCGACCGCCAGCUGGCCAUGUCCGUGCAGAACUCGGGCGGCGCUGCCUUCCCCGAGAAGACGGCGCGCGGCGGUACACCCAUCAAGCGGGCCAAGUGGCAUUUGGGCAUACGAUCGCAGAGCAAGCCCAACGACAUAAUGCUGGAGGUGUACCGGGCCAUGAAGGCGCUCAACUACGAGUGGAAGAUCAUCAAUCCGUAUCAUGUCCGUGUGAGGCGGCAGAACGUGAAGACGGGCAAGUUCUCGAAGAUGUCGCUGCAGCUGUACCAAGUGGACGCCAAGAGCUAUCUGCUCGACUUCAAGUCCCUCACCAAUGAAGAGGUGGAGCAAGGGGACGACGUCAUCAUGGAGAGCCUCACACCGCCACCGCUUAGCGUGACCGGGUUGAUGCCGCUCCAGCCGACCGGCCACCAUACCAUGGAAUUCUUCGAGAUGUGCGCGGCGCUCAUUAUACAGCUGGCGCGCUGAGCCCCCGGAUCCACAUCGGUCCAUAGUCUACCCCCAAAUGACAACAGUAAAUGGCAUCUCCGCCGCGGGGCAGGGCUCUCCUCUCCCGGUGGCAUGACCAUAACUAAGAUUUAAACUAAAAGAACAGAAGAAUGUUUCGUAAUUGGAUGAUGCCAUUCAGGUCAUCCGACAAUCCGCUACCCGCUACCGUUAGCCGCGUAUCCGCUUGACCGCUUUGCUUUAACCGAAUCGACCCUAGUUUGUAGAUCUGUUCUGUUUCUAUUUUAUACACGUUGAGUUAUUAUUUUACACCCCUAAUUGUAUAUUGUAUCGUAUCGUAUGUUUCCGUAUACUCGUACUUCGUCUUCGUAUUUAUCCCCAAACGAAUCCGCGUCGCAUCGCACGGGAGUGCGCCAGAUGUCAGUUAUUAGUUUGUAGUCCACUACUCCGGAGGAGGCGGUUUAAUGUGUUUUGGGGCAGGCCAGUUCAGUUCCAUAAACUAUGUAUUCGUAUAAACAAAAGCCUUAAUAAAGCAACCAAAUAAACCAUUCUA
Messenger RNA from Drosophila persimilis, 2664 nucleotides. RefSeq names its product 5'-AMP-activated protein kinase catalytic subunit alpha-2 (gene AMPKalpha). The transcript has 2 exons. The coding region runs from base 369 to 2132 and encodes 587 amino acids. The record is from RefSeq and is a predicted model, not a curated record. Gene Ontology annotation, biological process: intracellular signal transduction; protein phosphorylation. NCBI's taxonomy places the organism in Eukaryota, Metazoa, Arthropoda, Insecta, Diptera, Drosophilidae. Gene Ontology annotation, cellular component: cytoplasm. Gene Ontology annotation, molecular function: ATP binding; protein serine/threonine kinase activity.